AUGAGCCGCUUCCUAUCUUUACAACCCGAAGAUCCCCCAACCUCCGAAGCUCCAAGCGAUUCAUGUGAGGUCGACAAUAUUCACUUCUCCAGCAUUCACGAUGAACAAUCACCGGAAUCGGCUUCUGAUGAGGGGGAGUCGGACCCUGAAUAUGAACCGCCGCUCAUCCGCCGCUUCAACGAUCAUUUGUCAAUGAACAAUGUGGAUCGAUACAAGCCAGUAUUUCCUGAAAACCAUUGGCUCUCGAAAGCGACAACCGGGUGUUUCCCACAAAAUCCUGAUCUUCCGUUUUGGAAGGAAACGCAGAGGCAAAUUUUGUCAUGGUCGGCUGGGAAUGAGGAGCAUGAGACAUCACCGGAAGUUGAGGAGUCAAACCAGAUGAUCUACAUGACGGGCCUAGUCGACGCAAUGGUUACAGAAGCCCGUUGGCGAUCUCGCAUUGCUGCUAAUCCAAAAUUAGCAACGUGUCUAUCAGCAAUUUCUCCUGAAUACGCGGAUGGCCUAGUAUCUGCGACUGAAAACGGACAUGAUAGUGGGGACAGCGACACAUCAACUCUUGUUGACCCAGAUGAAGAUGUGGAGGAGCGCAUCGUGGAAAAUGGGACAUUUUAUGUGAAGAACAAGCAGAAGCAGACGUCUCGGAGAAUCCGUUCAAAUACUCGUGGUGUCGCUGAAGUUGUGCUAAAGCGAGAUCACGAGCUGACACCCGCGGAUUUUGCCGUUCAAGCUCUUGAAAGCCUGAUGGAGACUGUACAGAUCCCCGAUCGCCACGUUCAGAAAUGGGUUGAUGAUGUGAUUGGCGCCCCGGAGAAGCUUUUGAUGGGAGAACGUGAUCCUUUGUCCAAAAUGUCAACCUCUAGUGCUGGUGAUGUGUGGAUCGUUCGUUUGCAUGUUGAAAAGAGCUCCAAAGACCUUCUUGAAGAACAAAAUUACCGGUGUGCGGGAUGCGAAACAAAAAUUACAGAUGAAUAUGUAAAACGAGUCAAAUAUUGCGAUUAUUUUGGGAAAAUGUUUUGCCAGUGCUGCCAUCAAGGUGCCAGGGCCAAGAUUCCCGCCCGAAUUCUGGCCACCUGGUGCUUCAAGGAAUUUAUGGUCAGUGACAAGGCACUCUCCUUUCUCAACGAAGUCUACAAACAACCAGCCAUUCACUUAAAAGACCUAGCGCCAAAACUAAUCGAGAAAAUUCGGGUCCUCCGGAAUGCUUUAUUAAUGCGUGAAAAAUUGUCACACAUAUGGUCAUUUGUCCAAUUUUGUCCAGAUGCCGUUGGGGUUAUCACAAAGGAGGGCAGGCUGGAAUCGAUGUUUCUAAUCCUCGAAAAACAUUAUCUGGGCAAGGAAACGGAUCUCUUUUCACUUGAAGAUCUCGAGCGGGUGCAUAAUGGGAAACUAUCGGCUCUGCUAGAGCCGGCUAUACACUAUGGGAAGGCACAUAUCGAAAAAUGCGAGAAAUGCUUACUACAAGCCACUUUUUGCCCGAUCUGCAACAACGAAAAAGACCCGCUCUUCCCUCACCAGGUAGAAAGGGUAGCGCGCUGUGAAAAGUGUGGCACGCUCACACAUCUGAAAUGCGAGGCGAGGCGCAAGCAUUCGGAUGAAGGCUGUGUCAAGUGUAUUCGGAAUCAAGAAGCCAGGCGUCGCCGCAUAGUCAGGGUCUAUGAUGAACUAUCGCCA
This is a messenger RNA of Mesorhabditis spiculigera, 1671 nucleotides long. The record is from the annotation of a GenBank genome assembly. Lineage: Eukaryota; Metazoa; Nematoda; Chromadorea; Rhabditida; Rhabditidae.